This is a messenger RNA of Hippocampus comes (tiger tail seahorse), 1397 nucleotides long. It is a transcript of the gene eif2s2, whose product is annotated as eukaryotic translation initiation factor 2, subunit 2 beta. Gene Ontology annotation, cellular component: eukaryotic translation initiation factor 2 complex. The transcript is spliced from 9 exons. Bases 119 to 1114 code for a protein of 331 amino acids. Gene Ontology annotation, biological process: translational initiation; formation of translation preinitiation complex. Gene Ontology annotation, molecular function: mRNA binding; translation initiation factor binding; translation initiation factor activity. NCBI's taxonomy places the organism in Eukaryota, Metazoa, Chordata, Actinopteri, Syngnathiformes, Syngnathidae. The record is from RefSeq and is a predicted model, not a curated record.
UCAUCAAACGCUGACGCAUGCGCUUUCCGCCUUUCGCGCUGACGCAAGAUACCUGCCGUGGAGAACCGAUCGAGAAACAAAAAGUAGUCAGUUUUAAGUCACCGGCCCAUUCGCAAACAUGUCCGGAGACGAGAUGAUAUUCGACCCCAACAUGACCAAGAAAAAGAAGAAGAAGAAGAAGCCCUUCAUGCUGGAUGAGGAAGGAGACGGGGUUGGAGGAGAAGAGGUGAAAGAGAUGGAAGUGAAGGAGGCAGAACCAGAGGCUGGUGAGGACAAGGACCUGGACAUUGAUGAAGAUGACAGCAGAAAAAAAGAAACAUCUGAUGAUUUGAAUGACCUGAACUUCUUCAACCAGAAGAAAAAGAAAAAGAAACCCAAAAAGGUGUUUGAUAACGAUAUUGAGGAGGGGAUGAAAGAGCUUAAAAUUGAAGGAGACCAGAGUGAUGUUCUCGAGGAGGACAACCUGGACCUGAUGCUCCCUGCCAAAAAAAAGAAGGCUAAAAAAGUCGACUUUGAUGAAGGAGAGCCUCUUGAAAAGGAUGACGCAUUGGAAGAUGAUGAGGGGAAAAACAAUGAUGGCAUUUCAUUCAGCUCGACCACAGGACCAGCCUGGGCUGGCUCUGAAAGAGACUAUACGUAUGAUGAGCUCCUGAACAGAGUUUUCAACAUCAUGAGGGAAAAGAACCCCGACAUGGUGGCGGGAGAGAAGAGGAAGUUUGUCAUGAAGCCCCCCCAGGUCGUGCGAGUGGGGACCAAAAAGACCUCCUUUGUUAACUUCACAGAUAUCUGCAAACUGUUGCAUCGUCAGCCGAAACAUCUUCUCGCCUUCCUAUUGGCUGAGCUCGGAACAAGCGGUUCCAUUGACGGUAAUAACCAGCUUGUGAUCAAAGGAAGAUUCCAACAGAAACAGAUCGAAAACGUCUUGAGGAGAUAUAUCAAGGAGUAUGUGACGUGCCACACAUGUCGCUCCCCCGAGACCAUCCUGCAGAAAGACACCCGCCUCUAUUUCCUGCAGUGCGAGACGUGCCACUCGCGCUGCUCCGUCGCUAGCAUCAAGACCGGUUUCCAGGCCGUGACGGGCAAGCGGGCGCAGCUCCGCGCCAAAGCAAACUGAAAGGGCCAUCGCGAAUGGGUUUGCCCCCUCCUCUCUUCUCCUGGCUUCCCCUCACUCCUCGUCAGAAGGGUCAAGGCUGCGUCAGGAAGCUUCCACUAUUCUGAAAAGGACUUAAUGCAUUGAAGUGCAGGUGGAUUGGGCUUGAUCAUGGUGUGCUGCCCCAAGUGGGUGGGAGGCCGGAUGUCUAACAUCUACGUUGCCUAAUGCGUUUGGAUUAUUUUGACCCUCUACAUUUUUGCUGUCAUUGUUAAUUCCUGCAAUAAAGUCUGAUUUAUCAAAAGUU